Messenger RNA from Rodentolepis nana, 912 nucleotides. The record is from the annotation of a GenBank genome assembly. Lineage: Eukaryota; Metazoa; Platyhelminthes; Cestoda; Cyclophyllidea; Hymenolepididae.
AUGAUGAACAUUUUAACCCCCACACCCAGUACGGACUGUUUGAGUCGACGGGAGUUUAGUUCUGUCUAUCCACCAGCGGAAGACUCAUUUCUUUUUCUUGACGCACUAGAAAGUGAUGUCGAUUUUAUACGAAAUCGUUUGAAGCCUGCUUUAUCGAUCGAAGUGGGUUCUGGAUCGGGUAUCAUAUCAGCAUUCCUUUCUAAGAUAUUAGGCCGUGCUUGCACCUACUUGUGCAUUGACGUCUCAUUUCAGGCUUGUCUGGCAACGAAAGAAGUUUUCAACGAGAAUAAUGUCAGAUUACUUGAUUCCAUUUGUGGUAAUCUUUUCUCCUCUCUGCGUUUGAGUUCGUUAGGAUUUGCUGACAUUGUUCUCUUUAAUCCUCCAUAUGUUCCUACUGAGGAAAACGAGUUAUUGGAUGCAAAGUCUACUUUAACUGCCGCUUGGGCUGGAGGUCCAAAGGGAAGAAUGGUAAUCGAUGCUUUCAUCAAACAAGUUGAACCAGUUUUGUCAAAAUCGGGUGCUUUGUAUAUUCUGCUCCUUCGGGAAAACGAUCCUGAUGAAGUUGCAAACCUUAUCAAAUCAGUCACAAAUGGUCGUCUCUCGGAAUCGAAAUGCGUUCUUCAGAGGCAAUGUGGUACUGAGCAUCUUUUUGUAUAUCGGUUUUAUUAUCCAAGUGUCGAUCCCGAAAUUGAUAUGCCUACUCGUUUACAAUCACUUAAUUUGUUUCGUGCAUUGGUGAAGUAUAUUCAGUCGCUUGAGCAUACUGAUCAAAAGUACCUUCUCGAUCGAGUUAAGAUGGAAUUUCGAAUGUCAAACGAAAAGAAUGACGACGAAUAUUCAGAAUUUCUUUACGAAGUAAGGAUUUUUAACUUGUUAUCUUGCAAUUUUAAUAGAGAGGAAAGGCAUUGCUGA